AUGCGCUGCCUGGCUCUGCUCGCAACCCUCAGCUUCCUCACAGCCGUGCUGUGCCGGAACCAGGAAGAGAAACUGCUCAAUGACCUGAUGACCAACUACAACCGCAAUCUGCGCCCGGCCCAGGGGGAGGGCGACAUCAUUAACGUCACGCUGAAGCUGACCCUCACCAACCUCAUCUCCCUGAACGAGCGGGAAGAGACCCUCACCACCAACAUCUGGAUUGAGAUGAAAUGGUGUGAUUAUCGGCUGCAGUGGGAUCCUGACAAAUACGACAACAUCCAGAUACUGAGGGUGCCCUCCACCGAGGUGUGGCUGCCGGACAUUGUCCUGGAGAACAACAUCGACGGGGUGUUUGAGAUCACCCUGUACUGCAACACGCUCCUGGACUCCAAUGGCUGCCUCCUGUGGAUGCCGCCCGCCAUCUACCGCACCUCCUGCGCCAUCUUCGUCACCUACUUCCCCUUCGACUGGCAGAACUGCUCCAUGGUGUUCCAGUCCCAGACCUACAGCGCCAAUGAAAUUAACCUGCUGCUGACGGAGGAAGAUGGGCAGACCAUUGAGUGGAUCGUCAUCGACCCCGAAGCUUUCACAGAGAACGGGGAGUGGGCGAUCAAGCACCGGCCGGCCAAGAAGAUCGUGAACGCCGAGCGCUUCACCCCGGACGACUUGGGUUACCAGCAGGUCGUCUUCUACCUGAUCAUCCAGAGGAAACCACUCUUCUACGUCAUCAACAUCAUAGUGCCCUGCGUGCUCAUCUCCUCUGUAGCCGUGCUGGUGUAUUUCCUGCCUGCCAAAGCGGGCGGCCAGAAGUGCACAGUCUCCAUAAACGUCCUCCUGGCCCAGACAGUCUUCCUCUUCCUGAUUGCACAGAAGGUGCCAGAGACCUCCGAUGCCAUGCCACUCAUUGGCAAGUACCUGACCUUUCUCCUGGUGGUGACGGUGGUGAUCGUGGCGAAUGCCGUCAUCGUGCUGAACGUCUCACUGAGGACACCCAACACGCACGCCAUGUCGCAGAAAGUGCGGCAGAUCUGCCUGCGGCGGCUGCCCCACUUCCUGGGGAUGCACAUGCGCCGCAGCGACAUGGCCCCCCGCCUGUUGCUGGCGAGGCGCCGCAGCUCCCUGGGGCUGAUGGUGAAGGCUGACGAGUACAUGCUGUGGAAGGCCCGGACUGAGCUGGUCUUUGAGAAGCAAAAGGAGAGGGCUGGGCUGAUGAAGGCUGUCCUGGAAAAGAUCGGGAAAGGCCUGGAAAACGGGUGCACCCAGCAUCUCUGUCACAGCUUGGUGCAGGCUGGUCCUGAGAUCCGGGCCUGCGUGGACGCCUGCAACCACAUUGCCAAGACGCUGCGGGAGCAGAACGACUUCGACAACGAGAACGAGGAGUGGAUCCUGGUGGGGAGAGUCAUCGACCGCGUCUGCUUCUUGGUCAUGGCCUCGCUCUUCGUCCUCGGGACGGUCAGCAUCUUCCUGAUGGCCCAUUUCAACCAGGCGCCAGCAGCGCCCUUUCCCGGGGACCCCAAGUGCUACCUGCCGUAGCACCCCACUUGGGGUGGGCGAGCCCAGGAUGUCUGCACAAGAGCCUCUCCCCACAGCUCUGCCAAGGGAGGCUGAGCCUUCCCUGCAUGGCGGCGGGGGGCCCCUGGGCUCCAUGCACGA
Molecule: messenger RNA, 1653 nt
Organism: Gopherus evgoodei (Goodes thornscrub tortoise)
Lineage: Eukaryota; Metazoa; Chordata; Testudines; Testudinidae
Gene: CHRNG
Product: cholinergic receptor nicotinic gamma subunit
Exons: 12
Coding region: 1-1533 (510 amino acids)
Biological process (GO): nervous system process; signal transduction; chemical synaptic transmission
Cellular component (GO): neuron projection; synapse; postsynaptic membrane
Molecular function (GO): transmembrane signaling receptor activity; acetylcholine-gated monoatomic cation-selective channel activity
Source: RefSeq, a predicted model, not a curated record